This is a messenger RNA of Symbiodinium pilosum, 684 nucleotides long. The record is from the annotation of a GenBank genome assembly. NCBI's taxonomy places the organism in Eukaryota, Dinophyceae, Suessiales, Symbiodiniaceae.
AUGCACCGAACACUGGCCCAGUUGAUCGGCUUCAAGUCGCAGUCCUGCAAAAUCUGGAGUAGCCAUCUGCUGGUGGGGGUGAGCUGUUUCUUCUUCGCCCCAGCCGCAGCUGCAUUUUGGGCUGUCUGGUGGUGCCUGCUGCAGUAUGCCGACCUAAAGGACAGUUACAACAUGCUGCAGAUGAUCCUGUACUUUCUGCUCGCAGUGACAUAUACAAUGGUUGUCCUUACAUCCUAUAGCGCAGACUACCUGUUCAUCCGCCGUGGGCAGCGUUCAUUCUAUGGACGGCUGGACAUCUUUGUGGCGUCUGGCACCCUUUUCUUGUCAACUUUCGACUUCUACCUGCGUGCCUCAAUUAUUGAGACUAUGCUUCUGGUGCUGGUGCCAUGCUGUGCCUUUGUCUACUCAACGCAGUCGACUGCGUUUGAAGUUUGGAUAUGGCGGCACUUUUAUUGGCACCUCGUAGGCGGGGCAGUUGCAUUGUACGGUUCCUUACGCCUACUCCCGGCAAAGAACAGCAUUAUCUCAGAGUUGCCAUUGCACUUGUGCAUCACGGAGACGGUAUAUGCCAUAGGCAUUGCGAUCUUCUUCGUGAUUCGUGGUACUUGCCCAAAGGAACUUUUGGACAAGUUCUGGCAGAUGGGAGCACAGUAUGCAAAUUGGCAGCCUGUCAGUGGUAGAUGA